AUGGACCCUCAUCUUCUCUUAAAAGCAAUAGGGUUUUUCCUACUUGUAAUAAUUGGGAUUCCAGGAAAUAUGUUUAUUAUUAUACAAUUUGCCUUUGUCAAAAUUAUUGAAAAAAAACUGCUUCCAACCAAUAUGAUAUUGACCAUGUUGGCAACAGCCAAUCUUUUAGUCAUCCUUUCUAGGAUCAUCCUACAAUCCUUGAAUGCAGUAGGUAUAAAGGAUUUGCUUGAUGAUUCUGAAUGUAAAUUUGUGAUUUUUACAUACAGAGUAAGCAGGGCUAUGUCUAUUUGUAUUACCAGUCUACUAAGUUGUCACCAGUGCAUUCUGAUUGCCCCAUCAACUAAAGUGUGGACCUACCUGAAACAGAAGGUCUCACAAAAUGUCAUGGCGAUCAUCACCGUUUUCUCAUUUCUUAUGCUUUUAAUGUAUUCUUACUGUAUACAUAUUACACAUGCAAAGAGAAAUAUGACAUCGUCAUUCUACACUCUUCACUUGGUGUAUUGUGAUGUCGACUUCCAAACCUACACAUCAUAUAUUAUCAAUGGAACUUUGUAUGCCCUUUGGGAUUUUCUUUUUGUCACGCUGAUGAUGCUUGCAAGCUUUUACAUAGUGUACAUCUUGCUUCAACAUGAGAGAACUGUGAAAGGAAUCAGGAGUUCAGACAGAAGUCAAAAAAAUUCAGCUGAGUACAAAGCCUCAAGAGCGGUCUUCUUAUUAGUUGCCCUCUAUGUGAUACUAUUUGGACUAGAUAACUCAAUGUGGGCCUAUACAUUAACAUUGUCUAAUGUAAGCCCUGACUUAAAUGAUGUCCGGAUAUUCUUAGCAUCCUCUUAUGCAACACUAAGCCCUAUAGUCAUUUAUAUAACCAACCCUAAACUUAAACAUAGUUGGAAAUACACAUUUGGGGAGAGGUCUUCUCUCAAAAAUGGAGAGAACAAUGGACUUGUGUUCUCAAUAAGUAAGUAA
This is a messenger RNA of Hyla sarda, 966 nucleotides long. RefSeq names its product olfactory receptor class A-like protein 1. The transcript has a single exon. Gene Ontology annotation, molecular function: pheromone receptor activity. Lineage: Eukaryota; Metazoa; Chordata; Amphibia; Anura; Hylidae. The record is from RefSeq and is a predicted model, not a curated record. Gene Ontology annotation, cellular component: membrane. Gene Ontology annotation, biological process: G protein-coupled receptor signaling pathway. Bases 1 to 966 code for a protein of 321 amino acids.